Molecule: messenger RNA, 2793 nt
Organism: Aspergillus steynii IBT 23096
Lineage: Eukaryota; Fungi; Ascomycota; Eurotiomycetes; Eurotiales; Aspergillaceae
Product: putative gamma-tubulin complex component GCP5
Exons: 2
Coding region: 77-2701 (874 amino acids)
Biological process (GO): meiotic cell cycle; mitotic cell cycle; cytoplasmic microtubule organization
Cellular component (GO): equatorial microtubule organizing center; gamma-tubulin complex; spindle pole
Molecular function (GO): gamma-tubulin binding; microtubule minus-end binding
Source: RefSeq, a predicted model, not a curated record
UCUUGAUUGCGCAUCGUGUGGAUGAUGGGGUGUUGGGCGAUAGCUCUCGACCCGGUUUCUUCGUGAUCCUCCCACUAUGGCUGUUGCUGCCACGAUCAGCACGCUAACGGAAGAGCUAGUCGCGACCGUUGCGAAGCUGGACUCAAAGGAUACGCCGCGAUCGAGGAAUUUGAAGCGACGUGCCGAAGAGUCUUUCAAAUCCAACGCCUAUGCGCGCACGAACCAGUUUGCCGUUGCCAGUCAACUAGAUGGCCUGCAGGAAAAGUUCCAGGUUCUCAACAAAGAUGAUCUGGCCGAUGCGCUGCGGUCUCGCUUGACAGAGCUGGAGGAUCACCGAAGCUCUUGGUUUCCGGAGAUUCUCUCUCUGCUGCUGCAGCUUGCAGACCGUCCGGCGCAGCUGUCGCGGCUAGAUCGCAUCGAGCAACCGAAGCACGAGCAGGUCAAACCGGUUUCCUGGAACGAUUUGGAUGCCGCUGGAUCGGCAUUCUGCGAUGAAGAUAUCUGGGAAGCGGUCGACUUUGGUGCAGAAUCUUCCGAUGAGGAUCUACGGUCUGUGUCCAGCGUGGGCCACUCGCGGAAUCUACCACAAACCUCUGUUGUCCCGGAUGAGGACUAUGUUAUCCCGGACGAUGCAUUCUCUCCUUUGGACGACGAGGAUGUGAUACUCUCAAUUAAAAGUGCCCAGUUUUGGAGAGACGAAAACCAUCACAAGGCCGAUCAACAUCAGAAAUUCUCUUCUCGUGUCAUAACCGAGCUUCAAGUUGUCAGAGAAGCCAUCUUCAUGCUGCAAGGGCUUCCUACUUCGAUGUUCUGGCGGCUUGACGACAGCAUCGAGGUGGACCGAAGGUACAAACUGGCCCAAGUGUCCGAUGAAACGUUCUUGCCGUUAUUACGGACAUUAUGCUCCAUUGGGGCUCGACUAGACAUUCUGAGACGAUUCGUCAGGCUUCCGCAGACCAUUGCGCACGUCCAGACCUUCCAUCGGGAUAUUGAGGAUUGUCUACGUGGAUUUGACGAGUUUUUGUCGACUGUGCAAUCUAAAUAUCUCUCGCAGAAUGAAACUGUUGCCGUUAGUCUCCUGCAGUUAUCCGAAGACGUCCACAGAGAAUCGAGACUGCUGCUACUAUUGACGGAUAUUGUUUCAAAGCUCAAGCGCAGCGGAUCGGAAAACCCCGUUCGGUGCCUGGAUCUACUAUACGACCUAGUUUGCAUGGCGCAGGCCACUGGCUAUGACGAUGAAUUCAGAAUUCUGGCUAAAAUGUUUUUCUCAUGCUUCAAGACAUAUGCACGGCCGAUAAAUCUUUGGAUGGAGACAGGAGAGUUGAAGGACUCAGUCGGUGGAACACUUUUCAUUCUAGACAAUCGCAACGACAGCGAUCUUCGGACACUUUGGCAUGAUUGGUACACCUUGGAUGGCGCGUCAAGGCUCUUGAGUGUCCCGAAAUUCAUUCAACCGCUUGCGCGCAAGAUCUUCAUUACAGGAAAGAGUACGGUGUUUUUACAACACUUGAACGUGUUUCAUGAGCAGGAGCACACGCGCGAAACUCCGUUGACAUUCGAAGACGUUUUCCCGCAAGACGCCUCUUCUCUUUAUCUCCCGUUCUCUGCGCUGCUUGAGUCUGCCUUUGGGAGAAUGGUUGACAGGCAGCACUCUCUUAAAUCAAGUUGGUUGCGGCAGGAGCUUGAUCAGCAGUGUGGUCUGUGGACCUCACUCGAAGCUUUGGAACAUAUUUAUCUCUGCAAAGAUAUGAGCGUCGUGGGGCCCAUCGACAAUAAGAUCUUCGAGUUGAUCGACCGGGGCAGGGGUGCUUGGAGUGACAGAUUCUUGCUGACCGAACUGGCGCAAAGUGCCUUCAGCACCUUGCCUGUGAUUGAUCCAUCCAGGCUAAUCGUUCGAUCCAACAAAGACACACGCGACAAGCUGAAUGGGCGCCAUCGAUCCGUGAAGAUACUCGAAACCAUCUCGUUCGAUUACAUUUUGCCCUGGCCCGUUGCGAACAUCAUCACCAAGGAUGCCAUCCUGGGUUACCGGCGAAUCUCCACAAUUCUGAUGCAGAUCCGCAGGGCAAUGUACACGGUUCAAAAGCAGCGCCUGCAAUAUUCCGACCGACCGGAUAAAAUAUCUGGCAAAGGCACGAACCCCUUGGACUACAUUUUGCGGCAUAACAUGCUUUGGUUUUUGAAUACUCUCUAUAGCCACAUGACGGGAUUUGUGGUUUCAACGGCUGUCGAGUCACUGCGCAAAGCUCUGGACGACGCAAACGACGUGGAUGCGAUGAUCGCUGCCCAUCGAUCGCACAUGGUAUCUUUAGAAGAGCAGUGUCUGCUUUCCCAGAAUUUGCAUGCUCUCUAUCAAGCUAUCAUCACGCUGCUCGAUCUGUGUGUUAGCUUUGCGGAUCUCCAGGCUACCAUGAAAGGUGCAUCACAACCCGAGUGGAGCAAAUCGUCGCGACAUGAUUAUGACGAUGAGGACGAUGACGAAGACAGUGACGACCCUGACGCGGAUGGAGACACGAUGGCGCCAUCCGUCCAUGAAAGCCAAUAUGAUGAACGGUUGCACGAUAUCAAGAAUCAAUUCGACCGGCUCAUUGCUUUCAUGACGGCCGGAUUGAAGGGGAUUGGACGAGUGGAUGGUCAGCUUAGCUGGGAGAUCCUAGCAGAGAAGCUUGAAUGGAGAAAAGCACGGCUGAAUGGUGUUUGAUGGGUUGCUUGGAUAAUUUGGACGAAUGACUUGAUGAAUCUAUGUCGCACUUAUGGAAAUCUGUCUACAUUUAAUACCCCGAUAGAGUCAAG